Molecule: messenger RNA, 3177 nt
Organism: Parascedosporium putredinis
Lineage: Eukaryota; Fungi; Ascomycota; Sordariomycetes; Microascales; Microascaceae
Source: the annotation of a GenBank genome assembly
AUGGCGGCCGAGUCCCAGGCGUUAUCUCAACCCGAUGUGGGUGCUGAGUCCGCCAUCAAACGCUUGCUGAACCGCCAGGCGCAACUUGCCGAUCAGCAAGCCGAAGUCCAGGCUCAGCUCGCCGCCUUGCUUCCCACAAAAUAUGGAUCGAAUAUCAAGCUCGAGUUGCUGAUGCUUCGGCACAAGCUGCAUGCCUUGCGCGCCUACGCCGCUUUACACGAAGUGCCGUCGAACCCACCUCCUUUAUCCGAGGCGGAGGAAGCCCGAUACCUACAGUAUCAGUGCGAAUGUAUCGAAGCGGCCAUUGUGAGGAACGGCAUAAAUCUAUGGGAUCCGUUCUUGGUCGAGUCUUUGAAGCGCCUCAUACCCGAUGAUACGCCCGAGGCCUACGCGAGUUGGUGGUUAGACAAGAACGUUGCCGAAAACGACCCAGCCUUCCGCAGUAGCAAAAUUCGAGACGCCGUCCCCCAGAGUUCGCAAGGCACUCGUGCCUCGUACAAGUGCUUGGAUGAGAACUGCAUCCACUAUGUGUAUGGUUUUCACACCCAAGACGACCGAGACCACCACGUACGGGAGCAUACACUUGCCGCAUCUCGCGACAGUGGACUAAUCCCCUCGAUCACAAACACGCCCACGCUCACAUUUCCGGACAAUGCUUCGUCAAGGUCCUACGGCGGAGACACGCCUCGACGAUCCUCCAAUUUCCAACUACCAAAGCCUCCAGUGCCUACCCCUUUGCGAUCGCUGAGCAUCCCUAGCCAGUUGAGCGAUAGCGAGCUUCACAUCGUUGAUGUUGCCUGCCCCCGUUUCCCCAAACAGCCUCAUACGGCGUCGAUGCCACCCGCCGAUCAACGCCGCUUGCUAAACCAACACCUCGAACUCACCUGCAAUCUCGCCCCGAAUUUCCUCCAUUUCAUUCGCGAUUGCCUGGACUACGACGAUACUUUCUGGUCGAGUGACGAGGACGUGGCGAGUAGACUGGCCUUGGCUCAUAACGCUCCGGCGGCAACCAGCGCCAUCGUGAUCGGUACCUUUAUGGGAAGCUGGAGCGCCACAGAUACGGCCCUCAUGUUCACUGACCUUCUUGACUCUAGCAGACGGGCCCUUGGCUUUCAGCACCGAGAGUCGGAGGAGGUUGCGGUGCCUUUGCUACAUCGAGCAAAGGUUCUGAUGAGAGAAGUGCUCUACUACGAUAUGCAGCAGACCGAACCUAUUCUCACCCCUUCGUCUGCUCCGCGCCACCACCGAACCGCGCCACCGCCUCCGGGAGCGGUUGAUUUAGAGAGGCAGCACCGACUCCUUCACGAAGCGCUCACCGAAUACUUGCAUGCGUUCGAGCACGCUGUUCUGAGAACCGGGACACCCGAUGUCCGGACAUCACUAGCCGGACUACUUUCCUUGUGCAUAUUUAGCGCUGCGAGGACAAUUCUUAUCGAUAUCGCCUCCUCGGCCCGGCCGCACACGUCACAUUCGACUUGGGACCGCAUGGGAGCGCCAGCGCUCAAUGCAGUGUACAAGGCCCUUGUGAGCCUAUAUAUUUGGUCUUCAGUGAAGAGAGACGACUGGGGCCAGUUCAAUAUCACAUCUACAAGCGACUUCCUUCUAAGGUUAGGGACGGGCGAUGCAGACGGGGAGCUGGGACCAAAGUACUUUGGCUUUAUCAGGCCCCGCGCGCCUGCGCGUGCUGGACCGCAGAUGCUACCUCCUCUGCUCAAGAUCACCGACGACAUCCGAAAACCUGCAGCGGACUCGAGAGAGGGUACAUUAGACAAUUGGCACCCAGCAUCCGCGCCGGUUCUAGAGGGAGGCAACCACGAUUAUCCCAUGAAGGACGUGCCCGAUCACAUCAUGUCAUCCCCACAAUCUAUGGAGCCUGGGAUAGCAAGGCGACACACGGUAGGGGAAAGCCCGGGCUACGCGCGCGGCGCCGUUCGAAUUGGACCCCUUAUGCCCGGCGGCCGCAUGCGCCCAUCUUACCAGCGCCCGCCUCUGCGACGAGUCUACUGCACCAAGUGUAAUGAGUAUCCCGAAGGUUUCCGUGGCGAACAUGAGCUGCGUCGUCAUACCGAAUCUAAGCACGCUUCCCUCGUCAAGAGGUGGAUUUGCAUCGAGCCCGAGUCCGCGAACUCCUCCUCCCCGCGGCCAGCGGUACCAUUGUCGAAAUGCAAGGCCUGCGUAACUCAAAAGCGGUACGGCGCCUACUACAAUGCGGCGGCUCACCUCCGGAGAGCACACUUCAACCCUAACCGAGGAGGCAAAGCCAGCGGCGAUUGGCCACCCAUGACCGCGUUGAAAGAUUGGAUGAGGGAGGUUCGGCAGUCGGUAGAUGUGCACGACAACGACUCGUCCAGUGGUGGUGAGGAGGGCGAUUUUAAGACGGGGCCACCGGACUAUUACCAAGGAUUACCGCCGCCGCUAUCUCAGCAGCCACUACUUGGGCCAGAGCCUCCGAGGCUGGCUCCCGUUCUCGCUCCGAUCGCUGGACAUGGCCUUGGCCCCAUCCCUACGCUCACCGCUUCGCCCGCGGGCCACCAUCAGAUGCCAGGGCCGGGCGAUAUGGCCCUAUCGACGCAUAGCAGCCCGGCGGCAAAGACGCCCGAGAACCGCAGCCGGUGCCCACACCCAGACUGCGGGCGGGUGUUUAAAGAUCUAGCAGCGCAUAUGCUGACACACCAGGAAGAGCGGCCCGAAAAGUGUCCGAUCGAGACGUGCGAGUACCACAUCAAGGGGUUUGCUAGGAAAUACGACAAAAAUCGGCACGCGCUCACCCAUUACCGUGGCACCAUGGUCUGCCCCUUCUGCCCAGGAGCAGGGACAAGUUUCGAAAAGGCGUUCAACAGGGCGGAUGUGUUCAAGAGGCACUUGACGUCGGUCCACAAUGUUGAGCAGGCACCGCCCAAUAGUCGACGGGUGGUUAUCGCCGGGCCAAGCGAUGGAAAAGCGGACGCCAAGUGCUCCAUCUGCCAGAGCACUUUUACUACGGCGCAAGAGUUUUACGAGCAUCUCGACGACUGUGUUCUCAACGAAAUCGUCCCUGGAGGAUCCAAGUCAAGUCGGGAGCCAGAAGGCUUCAAGACUCCAAUGGCAUCCCCAGGAAAGAGAAAAUCUCCAUCCCAUGAGAUGUCGUCCUCGUUCGUCUCCAAGAUGUCACCCCCUCUCGAUAGGAUGGAGGAGUGA